Molecule: messenger RNA, 1110 nt
Organism: Nezara viridula (southern green stink bug)
Lineage: Eukaryota; Metazoa; Arthropoda; Insecta; Hemiptera; Pentatomidae
Source: the annotation of a GenBank genome assembly
AUGUGUGGAGAAGAACCAAAUAUUGGAGAAAUGAAAGCUCUUAUUUUAGUCGGAGGGUAUGGAACUCGACUUAGGCCUCUGACAUUAAGUAGGCCUAAGCCAUUGGUUGAAUUUGCUAAUAAACCUAUGCUGAUGCAUCAAAUUGAAGCAUUAGUCGAAGCUGGAGUAACUGAAGUUGUAUUAGCUGUAUCAUACAGAGCGGAACAGAUGGAAAAGGAGUUGAGUGAUGAGGCAAAAAAGUUGGGUGUUAAAUUAAUUUUUUCGCAUGAAACAGAACCCCUGGGUACAGCUGGACCUCUGGCUUUAGCCAAAGAUAUUUUAUCAUCGACUAAUGAACCAUUUUUUGUUCUGAAUUCUGAUAUUAUUUGUGAAUUUCCGUUCAAAGAACUUGUUUCUUUCCAUAAAAAUCAUGGAAAAGAAGGAACAAUUGUAGUGACAAAAGUGGAAGAACCAUCUAAGUAUGGUGUUGUUGUUUAUGAUGAGAAAGGUUGUAUUGCCAGUUUCAUUGAAAAACCACAAGAAUUUGUUUCUAAUAAAAUAAAUGCAGGCAUGUACAUACUAAACCCUUCAGUUUUAAAAAGAAUUAAACUGGAACCAACAAGUAUUGAGAAAGAAGUAUUUCCGUUUAUGGCUGAGGCAGGAGAAUUGUAUGCUAUGGAGCUUAGUGGAUUUUGGAUGGAUGUUGGACAACCUCAAGAUUUUCUUACAGGCAUGUGCUUAUAUCUUACAUCUUUGCGUCAGAAAGCACCUGAAAAGUUGUACGCUGGCCCUGGAUGUAUUGGAAAUGUUCUAGUUCAUCCUACUGCUCGAAUAGGUUCUGGGUGUUCGAUCGGACCGAAUGUAACCCUUGGUCCUGGGGUUGUCGUUGAAGAUGGUGUUUGUAUAAAAAGGUGCACCAUUUUGGAAAAUGCUAUUAUCAAGUCUCAUUCAUGGCUUUCUGGGUGUAUUGUUGGAUGGAAAUCUGUUGUGGGACAAUGGGUUCGAAUGGAGAAUACUACCGUUCUUGGAGAAAAUGUAAAUAUAAAAGACGAACUCUAUGUCAAUGGAGGUCAAGUACUUCCUCAUAAGAGCAUUGCUAAGUCUGUGCAAGAUCCACAGAUUAUAAUGUAA